AAUCUGUGAGCGCGGCGGCCGGGGAUGUAAACAACAACACACGGGGCGCGGGAGGGAGCCUUGCCUGCCUUCAUUAUGGACAUCACGGCGGAGAUAUCCAAGCUGAAGGUGUCCGAGGAGCUCUUCAAGGACGUCAAGUACCACAUCACCGGCUCCGUGUCCCCAAAGGUGGUGAAGCUCCUCAGCGAUGGGGGCGCCAAGCAGGACGCCCACAUCACCGAUUACAUGACGCACCUCAUUACGGGCGAGGACCCCGACGAGAACGAGAUCGGGGAGGUGAAGGAUAUUUACGAGAAGCCGGUGGUGACGGAGCGAUGGGUCGUCCUCUCCGCCAAGUGUGGGAAGCAGCUGCCCUGGCCCGGGUUUUCUCCUGACACCACACAGAUCUUUUCGGGGGUGACUGCGUGUGUCUCCCAGCUGGGGCUCGCCGACACCCUGGCUGUGUGGGCCAUGGUGACCUACCGAGGGGGGAAGGUCACGCUCCAGCUCAACAAGUCCUGCACUCACCUCAUUGUCGGGAAGCCUGAUGGGGCCAAAUACAAAUGUGCCUUGGAGAAUGAGGACGACAUCAUUAUCGUCACACCAGACUGGGUGCCGGACUGCAUGGACGAUGGCACCCGAAUUGACGAGACCGAGUACCACCCACGCCUCUUAAAGCUACCGAAGUCCAUGGCUAGCCACGCGCUGCAGCCCAGACCGAGGGAACACCGGAGGAGGCAGACCAAGAAGCAGCAGCAGCAGAAGGCGGCGGAGGAGGAAACGCCGAAACCAGAACCCCCAAAACCGAAGGAAAUGCCGAAGAAGAGGGAACCAGAGAAGGAGAAGAAGUCCCUGUUCGAUAGCAUUGAGUUUAGCGACGAGGAGGAGGACUCGAAGAAGGGACUCUCGCUCCUCGACCAGCUCAAGAGUUCGCAGACGUGGCGCCAACCAAGCACGAAGCCCACCAUGACAACACGAGCCUCUGCCGCUGCCGCAACCGUCAACACACCACCAGUGCAGGACGUCAAACCAAAAGCCCCACUCAUGGCCCCUAUAUCGGCGAAGGUCGUGGCCUCUCCCCCCCCUACGGCACCCCUGACCCCACAACCAACCGUCACCCAAAAGGAACCAAUCACGAGUGGCGACGGUCCCCCUCAGCCUCCAACCGUAAGUCAACCAAGUCCAUCUACCUCAAUUUCGGCAUCUCAAUCUCCACCGAUUAGCAAAAUGUCGGACUUGCCGCAGCCUCAACCUCAAGCUCAAGUCGUAAGCUCCUUGGCAGGACCCCGGACCCCUCAGACAACCUCCGCUAUGCCUGUUCAAACUCAGAGUCCGGCACAGCUCCCAACACCUCCUCCUCCUCCGCCUCCUCUUCCACCAUCCUCUGUAGCAGGAAUGGGAAUGGGCGGUGGUCCUCUUCCUCCUCCUCCACCUCAUCCUGUCUCUGUCGCCAUUGAUGUGCCUCCUGUCGCGAUGCCUCAAGGCAUGCCCCCCAGGUCCGUGGCUCCCCCUGGCCCUCACCUCAUCCCCCCUGGUGCCCUACGCCCCAGCCUACCCCAUGCACAACGCGGGCCACCCCCAAACCUCCCGAGACUACCCAUGACUGCCGCGAGAGCCACCCCACCGUCACAAUCCCGUGGCACCCCCCCAAACACAUCCCGAGCCACACCCCCCAUCACCCGCGGCACCCCCACACCCCCCAUCACCGCACAGGGUCCACCACCCCUUCCAGCGUCACGAGGCACCCCUCCUACACAGCAAGCCAGAGCGACCCCUCCGACAAACGCUCGUGGGACACCUCCUAUGAAUGCCAGAACCACGCCGCCAGGCACUCAACGAGGAACGCCGCCCACGAGGGGGGUGCCGCAGGGUAUGGCGAGGGGGCCCGUGCCUGGGGUGGGUGCGCCAGGUCCCCGGGUACCCACUAUGCCGCUGACGAUGACGGGUCCAACUGUGCGUGCCCCCGGAGCCGUCUCCCAGGUGGCCCCCGGAGCAGUGUCCAGCCCUAGUAUGCCCAGUACCAUGCCUAACCAGCAGGUGCAUACGGUAAGACAGGUGGCCAUCCCAGGGGCCGUGGUGCGCCUGCCUCAGGGGGUCACGCCUCAGCAGCUGCAGAUGAUGACGCCAAAUGACAGACAAACAUUCCUUCAGAAGCUGCACCAAAAACAGCAACAGGAGCAGCAGGCGCGGGGCAAGCCACGCCUCGGCAAGCCCCCCGGAGCACAGUACAAGCAGGGCAUCCGCUAUGCCGCCCCUGCUGGCAUGCAUGUGCAGGGCGGCCCCCCGCCCCCCGGCACAGUGGUGUCCACCUGGCCCAGCGGCACCCCCACCACCCCUGGCAUGCGCCCCACCAUGGCUGUGGCCCCCGGCACCGUGGGCGUGGCCUACCCCGCCGGCCAGGUGGUGCGGGGCCAGGCUCCUGGGGCUCCCCCCCUGGCCUCCCCCGGCACCCCAGGGGAGGGUGUACGGCCAGGGUGGCCCGGCCAAGGGCAGCCCCAGUACCAGGGCCAGCACCCACCACCAGGCACCCGGCUUGUUGUGGGUCAGCCCCCUGGGUGGCAGGGGCAGCAGCAGCAGCAGCCCCCCCAGCAGCCAGGGAUGAGGCCCCAGGCACCCCCUGCCCCCAACCAGCAGCAGAGCCCCCAGGGGCUGCUUCCCCAGCACAUGCAGCAGCUGCAUCUCCAGAUCCAGCAGCUGUGCCAGCACUUCCCGCACCUGUCGCACCAGGAGGCCUCGCAGCUCAUCCAGCGCAUCCCGGCACACUUUCGGCACAUCCAGCAGCUGGACAACGCCCAGCGCAGCGAGUACCUGGCCCAGCUGGACUCCAAGGAGCGCCAGGUGGUGACCUACUUCAUCCUCAGGAAGCAGCAGCAGCAGAUACUGCAGCGCCAGCAGAUGCUGCAGCAACAGCAGCAGCAGCAGCAACAGCAACAGCAGCAACAGCAACAACAACAACAACAACAGCAGCAGCAGAAGGUGGGCACCCCCCAGCAGUCCCCCCACGCCUGGCAGCAGCAGCCCCAGCCUGGCCAGCCGCCGCCGCAGCAGCCACCUGUGCAAGGCGCUCAGUACCUCCCCAUGUCCCCCCUCGGCAGGCCCAUCCCCGGCCGGCCCCUCCCCCAGGGCUACCCUGGGUGCCAGCCGGCGGGGGUGGUAUCCCCCGGCCAGGGCUCCCCCCACAUGGUGGCCAGCGGGCAGCUCACACCUCAGCAGCAGCUCACCCCCCACGUGUCUCCCCUGGCCUCCCCCCACGGCCACUCCCCCAUCCAGCGGCCCGACGGCCCCCUCAUGACCCACCCCGGUGCCAUCCAGGGCUCCCCUGUCCCCCAGGGCCUCGUCAGCCAGCAGAACCUGGUCAACCCCAAGACCAAGACUGCCCUGGCCAUCCACCUCACCAACCGCCUGGCAGGGGGCGUGCACCAGCAGGGGGUGAUGCCCCAGGCACCCCAGCCCCCCCAGCCACCCCAGACCCCCAUGGAGGUGCCGGCACAUGUGGUGCAGAAGCCCGGCAUUCCACAGGAGGCCGUGCAAGUGCCGGGGGGUGAGCCAGUGAUGGUGUACCAGCGGCGCGCCCUGGGGAACAUCACCGGGACCGUCACGAACAACCUGGUGCGGCCCAACGUCCCCGCCACGCCCGCCGGGGUGGUACCGGGCCAUGGGUAUCCCCGCCCGCCCCCGCCUUCCCACCCCGCAGCCCCUCCUCCCGUCAUGGCCCCUGCUGCCCCACACUACCCACGGCCGCAUCUUGUUGGCCAUGAUACCAGUUUCAUGUUGCCGCGGGAGCUGUGUCUGGUGGGCUGCGUCUUCUACAUCGCUGACUACCACGGGGAGAUGACCGCGCGGACCAUGCAUGUCUGGAAACGGCUCAUCCACCAGCACGGAGGGGAGGUCGUGUCCUUGUAUGAGUCGGCCAAGGUGACGCAUCUCCUCUGCAAGCACCAGAAGUCGCCUGUGUUCAUGCAGGCGGUGAGGGAGAACAAGCGCUGCAUCACCGUGUUCUGGCUCAACGAUGUGCUGCUCCGAGGGAAGAUGGCGCCCCCCUGGCAGGCCAUACACCUCCCCACACCCUUUGCGAAUGACAACCGUCCGUGCAAGGAGCUCAUCGUCAGCGUGAGUGGGUUCGAGAAGGAGGAGCGGUCCAGUAUUAAGCUGAUGCUGCAGCUGGUCGGCGCCAAGUACACCGGCUACUUCUCCCGGCACAACAACCUCCUGGUCUGCAAAAAGCUGGAAGGGGCGAAGGUGACGAAGGCGCGGGAGUGGAAGCGGCCUGUGGUGAACGGAGUGUGGCUGAGCGAGGUGCUGCUUGGUCAGAACACUCCGCCGCUGGUCUACCACGGCACACGCUAUCAACACUACCUCGAUGACCCGCUAAGGAUUGACCCCUCCCUGGCCUCCCACCUCUUCAACGCCUGGAAGUACCCCAUCAGCGUGUCCAAGGAAUCCGUCGAGAAGGCGAAAGCGAUACGUGAAAUGGCGCUGAGGAAGAGGAAGGCUGAAGUUGAGGGCGAGGAGAACAAGAGAACCAGACUCGACCCUCCGCCAGUGCCUCAUCUCAGCGCCACACCGACACCCCCAACCCCUGUGCCGCACCAGCUUACCGCCCCAGGACAGCUCCCUGCGCCUGCUAAUGGGGUACCUCCAGGGCCUCUACCACCCGGUGGGACCUUGCGGGGGAAUCUGACGGUCAUUAAUAAGGAGUUGCCGCCAGAGGAACAGAGGCCGCGGAUAAUUUUGUCGUGUGUGAAGAAUAAGGAAGCUGUGGAGAGGAAAGUCCUGGAGCUGGGCGGGUACUUGGCGCGGUCCAGCAUUGAAGCGACGCACCUGGUAAUGGGGACCCCAACCGCCCACCGCACCGUCACCUUCAUGUGUGCACUCUCCUCCUGUAACUACGUCUUGUCGCUGCAGUGGCUUCUGGAAUCCCACGCUGAGGCCAAGUUCCUGGAGGAGGAGAAAUACUUCCUAGAGAUGCCGGAGUAUGAGAAAGUAUUCCAGUUCAGUCUGAGGGAGACGCUCGCCAAACCAAACCGAAGGCAGCUUUUCCUGGGACGGAUAUUCUUCCUUACGCCCGCCAUCAUGCCGGGCCGGACGUGGAUGAGGGAGAUCAUUGAGUGUGCCGGAGGGACAGUGGAAAAUAAGCUACGCACAGUGAAGGACGUCAAGGAAAAGAACAAAAACGAGCCCAACAAGUACAUCGUCAUCGCCACCAUCGCUGACUGCCACCUGGUGAAAGAUCUGCUGCAGGAGGGCAUGCCCGUGUACAACUCUGAGUUCAUCCUGGGCUCCAUCCUGACGCAGAAGAUCGACUUUGAGUUUGACAAGUUCACGGAGGAGGCGCAAGAACAGGAGGAGUUGUAGUCAAGUUUGUCAGCUCCGUUAUGUUAAGAGACGAGUGAUGUGAUUUUUAGGAUGUUUUAUUUUAUUCUCUUUUUCUAGUGGUAUUGAUAUUUUUAAACUUUUUUUUUAGUGGCAUUGUUUUUUGUUUUCUUCUAUGAGUUUUAACUUUUUCUUUUUCUUUUUUUAGCGGCAUUGAUGUUGUUUUCUUUUAGGGAUUUUAACUUUUUCUUUCUUUCUUUUCUUAGUGACGUUAAUUUUUUGUUUCCGGCGUGAUUUAUUUCAUACUCCGAAGGUACAAAUGGCGUGUUUUCUUCCGUUUUCGUUUUUUCAUGGGCGACGUUGAUUAUUAUUUUUUAUUAUGGACGAAUGAGUUUUUUAAUUAUUUUUUUAGUUAAGUUGUUGUUUUAGGUUAGGUCGUUUCGUUGUUUCGUUUCAGUACCACUUUUUUCAGUGUAUUCCGAGGACCGUGAUCGUAAAGUUUUAUUGAAUGUUUCUUUUCAUGUGUGGAGAAACAGAACUGACAUAAUUACAGACUUUAAUUUUUUAUUUAUUUAUUUUUUGGAGGUGUGACCUUUUUAAAUAUAUUCAGUGGACCUUCAUCUAAAAUUGAAAUUCUCUUAAACAGUUUUAUUGAAUGUUGCUUUUUGUGUAUGAAGAAACAGAACUGACAUAAUUACAGACUUCAAUUUUUUAUUAUUUUUAUUUUUAGGAUGUCACUUAAAUAUUAUCAGUGGACCUUCAUCUAAAAUUGGAAUUCUCUUAAACAGUUUUAUUGAAUGUUGCUUUUUGUGUAUGAAGAAACAGAACUGACGUAAUUUCGGUUUAAUUUUUUAUUUAUUUAUUUUUGGGAGGUUUGACCUUUUUAAAUAUAUUCAGUGGACCUUCAUCUGAAAUUGAAAUUCUCUUAAACAGUUUAAUUGAAUGUUUCUUUUCGUGUGUCGAAUUUAAGCGGAUGCAAUUUCAGACUUUUUUUUUCUUAUUUAUUUUUUGGGGGGUGUCACCUUUUAAAUACAUUCAUUGGACCUUGGUCUAAAAUUGAAACUCUCUUAGAGUUUUACUGAAUAUUUCUUUUCAUAUACGUAGAAUUAAAUCCAAGAUAAUUUCAGAAUUCACUGUUUUUAUUUAUUUAUUAAUGGGAUGUCACAUUUUUUAAUAUAUUCAGUCAAUGAUGCUGAUUUAAAAUUACAAUUCUCUUAAGCAGUUUUAUUGAAUGCGUCUUUUCAUAAACGUAAAAUUAUAUCAAACACGAUUUCAGACUUCAAUUUCUUUAUUCAAUUAUUUUCUCAGCUGUCACCUUUUCUAGUAUAUUCCACGCAGCUUCAUAAAAAAUCGGAAUUCUCAUAAACAGUUUCAUUGAAUAUUUUGUUUCGUGUCCCUAGAAUUGAUGUGACAUAAUUUCUGGCCUCUAUUUUUUAUUCAUUUUAUCAAUUUAUUUAUUAUUAUUUAUAUUCUAAAUUUCGAACGGUUUUAUUGAACGUUACUUUUCGUCAACAUAGAAUUGGAUCUGACACACACACACACACACACACACACACACACACACACACACAUACACACACACACAAUUUCAGACGUCAAAUUUUUUAGUUAAGAGAAUAGGCUGUGAAGGAAUACGUGUUUCUUAGUGUACCUUAAUAGAGUGUUAGGGAAUAAAAACCUUGAGGUGUUCCAUAAUGACAGAUCAAUCGAGGCUUCUAAAACACCAUCCCGGACUAUAUGAAGCUUAGGGUGGACUAUGCUAUGUUUGUAUCAGAUUCUAAAAGCAUACAGAUCAUAGGAAGGCUGGUUUUAGUUUCUUAUGUUGUACCUACAUGAAUCUAUUGUUUACUUUUAUUUCGUACAUAUAUUACUAGCGACCCAUUCAUCACAAAAAUUGGGCUGGCUAUGAAUAUCACCUGUUUUCCUUUGUCUAAUGUAGGAUAAUGGAAUGCUCUGAGCUUAAACCUGUACAUAACUCUGUAUAGAUUCAUUUCAUGUCACCAGUUCAUACUUUUAGAACAGCAAGGUAAGACCGAACCUCGUAUUUUGAAGUCCGCUGAGAUGGAUUUGCCUUACUCUGCGUGGUGGUUCCGAAGAGAGUGUUGAGGAGGAGAGAGUGAGUGUGAGGUGAGUCAGUGAGUGUAUGGGUCAGGGAAGCAUUUGGUAGAGGUCUCCCAUGCUUGAUUUUUUAUCUUUAUUUAUUUGUACGGUAAAGGAAACAGCUCAAGGGCAAAAAAAAAGAAAACAAUGAAAAAAAAAGCCUGCAAAUCACUUCUAUGAAAAGAGUUAAGAGGAUUGGCCAAAAGAGAGGUCAGUUUUGGGAGGAGAGGUGUCCUGAUACACUUAUGUUCUGGGAUAGGCGAUCAUGAAGUAAAACAAUGGUACAGUAGACAUCAGGUUAAUAAGGAUGGGUUCUUUGUGUCAUCGAAAACAUCAUCAUCAUCAUCAUCAUCGUUUAACGUCCAUUUAUUCCCUAUGGUGGGGUUGGACGGGAUAUGAGCCUCCUCUACUCCUCAUGGAAAACCCCCAACCCGUACUAUGAUAUAUGGACGUCACGGUUUUGAAAUAAUUAUCAAAGACCUGCACAUAAGCAAAAAUAUAUUAAAUCGUCUAUAUAUAAGUAAAGACAACCGAUCUUAAAAUCAUAAAAACAAACCAGAUGGAACGUAAAAAGUGCAAACAGAGGUAGUAAAAGAAUGACAAAAGAGUGGAACAUUGUACACUAAUCCAUCCUAAAGCGUGGAAGACCUGCAUCAAUUAGAGUGCAUAGCAUGAAUGAGUAUGAAGGAGAUAAGAAUAAGAAUGAAUGAAGUGUAUGAGUGAAAGAAGGUUUGGUGUUAUUUAAGAAUCACUCAGGCCUUCAACAGGGUCAUAUGAAGAAGUAUUAGAAGGCCUAGCAGUGUUUUAAGAGUACCCAAGAUAAGAGAGAGAGAGAGAGAGAGAGAGAGAGAGAGAGA
This is a messenger RNA of Eriocheir sinensis (Chinese mitten crab), 8249 nucleotides long. Its product is annotated as PAX-interacting protein 1-like. Gene Ontology annotation, cellular component: MLL3/4 complex. The record is from RefSeq and is a predicted model, not a curated record. Lineage: Eukaryota; Metazoa; Arthropoda; Malacostraca; Decapoda; Varunidae. The transcript has 19 exons. The coding region runs from base 76 to 5334 and encodes 1752 amino acids.